AUGAGUUCCGAUGCCGACAUGGCCGUUUUUGGGGAGGCUGCUCCUUACCUCCGAAAGUCUGAAAAGGAGCGAAUUGAAGCUCAGAACAAGCCUUUUGAUGCCAAGAAUUCUGUCUUUGUGGUGGAUGCUAAGGAGUCCUAUGUGAAAGCAACAGUGCAAAGCAGGGAAGCGGGGAAGGUGACAGUCAAGACUGAAGCCGGAGCUACUGUCACAGUCAAGGAUGAUCAAGUCUUCUCCAUGAACCCUCCCAAAUAUGACAAGAUCGAGGACAUGGCCAUGAUGACUCACCUGCACGAGCCUGCUGUGCUGUAUAACCUCAAAGAGCGCUAUGCAGCCUGGAUGAUCUACACCUACUCAGGCCUCUUCUGUGUCACCGUCAACCCCUACAAGUGGCUGCCAGUGUACAACCCCGAGGUGGUGACGGCCUACCGAGGCAAAAAGCGCCAGGAGGCCCCACCCCACAUCUUCUCCAUCUCUGACAACGCCUAUCAGUUCAUGCUGACUGAUCGGGAGAACCAGUCAAUCCUGAUUACCGGAGAAUCUGGUGCAGGGAAGACUGUGAACACGAAGCGUGUCAUCCAGUACUUUGCAACAAUUGCAAUUACUGGAGAGAAGAAAAAAGAGGAAGCUUCUCCUGGCAAAAUGCAGGGGACCCUGGAAGAUCAAAUCAUCAGUGCCAAUCCCCUUCUGGAGGCCUUUGGCAACGCCAAGACCGUGAGGAAUGACAACUCUUCUCGCUUUGGUAAAUUUAUCAGGAUACAUUUUGGUGCCACAGGCAAACUGGCUUCUGCAGAUAUUGAAACAUAUCUGCUAGAGAAGUCCCGAGUUACUUUCCAGCUAAAGGCUGAAAGAAGUUACCACAUAUUUUAUCAAAUUAUGUCCAAUAAGAAGCCAGAGCUUAUUGAAAUGCUUCUGAUCACCACCAACCCAUACGACUUUGCCUUUGUCAGUCAAGGUGAAAUUACUGUGCCUAGCAUUGAUGACCAGGAAGAGUUGAUGGCCACAGAUAGUGCUGUGGACAUCCUGGGUUUCAGCUCUGAUGAAAAGGUGGCGAUCUACAAGCUCACUGGGGCCGUGAUGCAUUAUGGAAACAUGAAAUUCAAGCAAAAGCAAAGGGAAGAGCAGGCUGAGCCAGAUGGCACUGAAGUUGCUGACAAAGCUGCCUAUCUGACAAGUCUGAACUCUGCUGACCUGCUCAAAGCCCUGUGCUACCCCAGGGUCAAGGUCGGCAAUGAGUAUGUCACCAAAGGCCAGACUGUGCAGCAGGUGUACAAUUCGGUGGGUGCUCUGGCCAAAGCCAUCUACGAGAAGAUGUUCCUGUGGAUGGUCACCCGCAUCAACCAGCAGCUGGACACCAAGCAGCCCAGGCAGUACUUUAUCGGAGUCUUGGACAUUGCUGGCUUUGAGAUCUUUGAUUUCAACAGCCUGGAGCAGCUGUGCAUCAACUUCACCAACGAGAAACUGCAACAGUUUUUCAACCACCAUAUGUUCGUGCUGGAGCAGGAGGAGUACAAGAAGGAAGGCAUCGAGUGGGAGUUCAUCGACUUCGGGAUGGACCUGGCUGCCUGCAUUGAGCUCAUUGAGAAGCCUAUGGGCAUCUUCUCCAUCCUGGAAGAGGAAUGCAUGUUCCCCAAGGCAACAGAUACCUCCUUCAAGAACAAGCUGUAUGAACAGCAUCUUGGAAAGUCCAACAACUUCCAGAAGCCCAAGCCUGCCAAAGGCAAGGCUGAGGCCCACUUCUCGCUGGUGCACUACGCCGGCACCGUGGACUACAACAUCACUGGCUGGCUUGACAAGAACAAGGACCCCCUGAAUGAGACCGUGGUUGGGCUGUACCAGAAGUCUGGAAUGAAGACGCUGGCUUUCCUCUUCUCUGGGGCACAAACUGCUGAAGCAGAAUCAAGCCAGUGUCAUGGAUCAUGAUAAUUAGGUCCAUAAGCAUGAAUGUAUGAAAACAAUGCAUUUAUUAAACCAAAUUUUCAUAUGAUUCCACAGGAGAAUUUGAAUAAGCUGAUGACCAACUUGAGGAGCACCCACCCCCACUUUGUACGAUGCAUCAUCCCCAAUGAAACUAAAACACCUGGGGCCAUGGAGCACGAACUUGUCCUGCACCAGCUGAGGUGUAACGGUGUGCUGGAAGGCAUCCGCAUCUGCAGGAAAGGAUUCCCGAGCAGAAUCCUUUAUGCAGACUUCAAACAAAGAUACAAGAUUCUAAAUGCAAGUGCUAUCCCAGAGGGUCAGUUCAUUGAUAGCAAGAAGGCUUCUGAGAAACUGCUAGGGUCUAUAGACAUUGACCACACCCAGUACAAAUUCGGUCAUACCAAGGUUUUCUUUAAAGCUGGCCUGUUGGGAACUCUAGAGGAGAUGAGAGAUGAAAAGCUGGCUCAACUCAUCACACGCACUCAAGCCGUAUGCAGAGGGUACCUGAUGAGGGUGGAGUUCAAGAAGAUGAUGGAGAGGAGGGAGUCCAUCUUCUGCAUCCAGUACAAUGUUCGUGCUUUCAUGAAUGUGAAGCACUGGCCCUGGAUGAAGCUGUAUUUCAAGAUAAAGCCACUUCUCAAGAGUGCGGAAACAGAAAAGGAGAUGGCUACCAUGAAGGAAGAUUUUGAGAAGACCAAAGAAGAACUGGCUAAAUCAGAGGCAAAAAGGAAAGAACUGGAAGAGAAGAUGGUAGCUCUGAUGCAAGAGAAAAAUGACUUACAACUCCAAGUUCAAGCUGAAGCAGAUGGCUUAGCUGAUGCAGAGGAAAGAUGUGAUCAGUUGAUUAAAACCAAAAUCCAACUUGAGGCAAAAAUCAAAGAGGUGACUGAGAGAGCUGAGGAUGAGGAAGAGAUCAAUGCUGAGCUGACAGCCAAGAAGAGGAAACUAGAGGAUGAAUGUUCAGAACUGAAGAAAGACAUUGAUGACCUUGAGCUGACACUGGCCAAAGUCGAAAAGGAGAAGCAUGCCACAGAGAACAAGGUGAAAAACCUCACAGAAGAGAUGGCAGGCCUGGAUGAAACCAUCGCUAAGCUGACCAAAGAGAAGAAAGCCCUCCAAGAGGCCCACCAGCAGACCCUGGAUGACCUGCAGGCAGAAGAGGACAAAGUCAACACCCUGACCAAAGCUAAGAUCAAGCUAGAACAGCAAGUGGAUGAUCUUGAAGGGUCCUUGGAGCAAGAAAAGAAACUUCGCAUGGACCUAGAAAGGGCUAAGAGGAAACUUGAGGGUGACUUGAAGUUGGCCCAAGAGUCCAUAAUGGACAUUGAAAAUGAGAAACAGCAACUUGAUGAGAAGCUCAAAAAGAAAGAAUUUGAAAUGAGCAAUCUGCAAAGCAAGAUUGAAGAUGAACAGGCACUUGGCAUCCAACUGCAGAAGAAGAUCAAAGAAUUGCAAGCCCGCAUUGAGGAGCUGGAGGAGGAAAUCGAGGCAGAGCGGGCCUCCAGGGCCAAAGCAGAGAAGCAGCGCUCUGACCUCUCCCGGGAACUGGAGGAGAUCAGCGAGCGGCUGGAAGAAGCCGGUGGGGCCACUUCAGCCCAGAUUGAGAUGAACAAGAAGCGGGAGGCUGAGUUCCAGAAAAUGCGCAGGGACCUGGAGGAGGCCACCCUGCAGCACGAAGCCACGGCUGCCUAA
This is a messenger RNA of Galeopterus variegatus (Sunda flying lemur), 3612 nucleotides long. RefSeq names its product myosin-4-like. NCBI's taxonomy places the organism in Eukaryota, Metazoa, Chordata, Mammalia, Dermoptera, Cynocephalidae. The transcript has 24 exons. The record is from RefSeq and is a predicted model, not a curated record. Gene Ontology annotation, molecular function: cytoskeletal motor activity; actin filament binding; ATP binding. Gene Ontology annotation, cellular component: myosin complex.